AUGAACGUACCAGAAUUUCCGGCGCCUCCAUCAUUAGUGCCGAUAUCAUCUUCAUCAGCUGCAACCUCUGUGGGGUUGAUCAGAGAGCCCGCGAACAAGAACAGCAAACACCUCGCGGGUAGUUGGCGUGCCAAUGAUUUAUCAGGAGAAAAAUCGUUCACUCGGGGGAUUUCCGUGUCACAGUUAUCAUCCAGGCCUAUCACUGGGAUCAGCAGGAACUUACCCUCACGUAGACGUGCGCACCGGCUUGCGCGUAUCGGAAACUCGGUACAUCCACGAGUUGUCACGAAAGAAUCGUCCCGAGUUAAUCGUCCACGUGUCACUGAGCUGAAAGUUAGUAUGACUGAGAGGCGUGAAGACGACGAAGAUGAUGCUGACGUUGUUUGUGCAUCAGGCACUCCCGUGUCCUUGGACUCGCGAACUAUAUCUGAAGACUUGACAAUUGAAUUGAAAGACCAGCAGACAAAUGAAAUUGUCGGGAUGCCAUUUAUCAAGACUAUUGGAAUCCAGACACGCGAGCGAGAAGGUCCUUACUGGUUGCGAGUCUUUCCAAAAUUAAAAGACAUCAUAGAGGAGGAGGAGGAAGGCGAAAAUUCCCGGACUUGCUCGAAAAUUUGGAAGCAUUUACGGUUUUUAGGAAGACUAUCCAUGUGUCAAUUCGGUCUCGCGUGGCUUUUAACUUUCUGGGCGAUCGCGGGAGCCGCGGCGUUUUACGCGACAGAAGGACCGCGUGAAACCAAGCAAGUAGCCGAACUUAAGGACAUGCAGCGGGAUUUGGCUGUCGGCUUGGCCACCGAGUUGCGUCAAUUAAAAGCCAGUGAAGAAGAAAUGGAGCCCCUCUGGAGUAACAAAGUUCGACAGUAUGUCGCGAAGCAUGAAAAACUUUUACUCGCUGCGGUUAACUCCGGGUACGGCGAAGGGGGUGAGAGCGGAGAACUCUGGACAUUUUCUGGUCUUCUUCUUGCCGUUCGUCUUCAGCAAUACGCCGUGCGCAAAAGGUACGGCGCUGAUCACGACGUAGAAGCUAUUGAAAGAUUACCUGUCCCACAAUGGGUCAAAAUUUUUCCCUUUAUUCUGAUUGCCGGAUACUACCUGCUAGGAAUAAUCGGGUUUGGUGCCGGAAGGUCAAGACCACUGGCAGCGUCUCUUCUCUUUCCUUUGGACUUCACAGCGGCUGGUGGUCUAGCGUCAACUUCGGGGUUCGUUAGAAUAGCCUACGGACUGUAUCUCGAAGGAGCUGUCACUAUAGCCGCUGUAACAGUGGCAGCUCUUCGUGUAUCUGCCUCUGAAAGCCUCGCAAAUAUCGGACGCAAGUACGGCCUGCUGGUUGAGGCUUAG
Cotesia congregata is the source of this 1338-nucleotide messenger RNA. Lineage: Eukaryota; Metazoa; Arthropoda; Insecta; Hymenoptera; Braconidae. The record is from the annotation of a GenBank genome assembly.